GGUAGCUGGCCCUCGGCGGAGCCGGUGUGCGGAGAGGGCUCCUUCCCGCUGUGCUGUAAAUCCUCCCGCGCCGCUGGUGGGGCAGGCGGCUCUGGCUCGGUAGGCGCAGGAGGGAUCUGUCCCAGCCUCACCUUUCGUGCUCUUUGCGGUUGGCUUAACCCGUCUUUCCUAUGGCUGGGAUAUACAGCUCUACUCUGAAGACCCUGGAGGAUUUAACUUUGGACUCUGGUUAUGGGGCAGGGGAUUCCUGCAGGUCCCUUAGUCUCUCUUCUUCCAAGUCCAACUCCCAAGCCUUCACCUCUUCUCAGCACAGAGGCAACUGGUGGUACUACUCGGGCUCCAUGAACAGUAGGAAUAACAGCUGGGAUACCGUGAACACUGUUCUGCCGGAAGACCCCGAGGUUGCAGAUAUCUUUUCCAAGUGUCCUAAGCUGCCGGAUCUAGAGGAAUACCCUUGGACUGAUGAAGACAUUGGAAAAAUACUCAGAAAAGGGAAGGGAGAUGGCAAUACCAGAACCUUUUCUCAGGAAGCUGUCAGGCGGCUCUCGCAGUUACUGAGGCGCGCCUUGAUCAGGGUCUCCAGGGAAGCUCAACGGCUGAGUGUGAUGCACUCCAAGUGCACCAGGUUUGAGGUGCAGAGCGCUAUCAAGCUCAUCCAGAGCUGGUCGUUGUCAGAAAGCUGUGUCUUGGCGACUGUCAAGGCGCUCUCUCUGUACAGCAUGAGUGCUGGAGACGGACUGAGGAAAGGUAAAUCAGCUAGAUGUGGCCUCACCUUUUCAGUGGGGAGGUUUUUCAGGUGGAUGGUGGACACUAGGAUCUCAGUUAGGAUCCAUGAGUACGCAGCCAUCUCUUUAACCGCUUGCAUGGAAAACCUUGUAGAAGAGAUUAAGGCUAGGGUUUUGGCAAGUCAGAGCCCGGAUGGUGGAGGAGGGGAGAUCUCGGCUGAAAUCCUGGAGAUGGUUAUCAACAACGAUGCUGAACUUUGGGGAGUGUUGCAACCUUAUGAGCAUCUCAUCUGUGGAAAAAAUGCUAAUGGUAAGCUCUGUUUCUUUGACAGUUUGAACGUAAAGAAAGUAAGCCAGAGGUCUAACUCCGAUGGACGGGCUGAUGCGUACGCCCAGCUGGAACUCCGAACUUUAGAGCAGUCUCUGUUGGCAACCUGUGUUGGAAGCAUCUCUGAACUGAGUGAUUUGGUAUCACGAGCAAUGCACCACAUGCAGUGCUUGAACACCAUCCGCCCAGGAAUGAGCCCCAUUCGGCAAACCCGACAGCAGCAACCCAUCUCCUGGUCCCCUGAUGCUCUCCACACCCUCUACUAUUUCCUACGCUGUCCUCAAAUGGAGUCCAUGGAGAACCCCAACCUUGACCCUCCAAGAAUGACCCUGAACAAUGAACGACCCUUCAUGCUUCUGCCGCCGCUGAUGGAGUGGAUGAGAGUGGCUAUCACCUACGCUGAGCACCGGCGCAGUUUAACUGUGGACAGUGAUGAUAUCAGGCAGACAGCCAGACUGCUCUUACCUGGACUGGACUGCGAGCCCCGGCAGCUAAAACCUGAAUGCUGCUUUAGUUCCUUCCGGAGACUGGAUGCUAAGGCUGCUACUGAAAAAUUCCAGCAGGAUCUGGGUUUCCGAAUGCUAAACUGUGGAAGGACAGAUCUGAUCAACCAAGCAAUCGAUGCACUGGGACCUGACGGGGUUAACACCAUGGAUGAUCAGGGUAUGACCCCACUAAUGUAUGCCUGUGCUGCUGGAGAUGAAGCCAUGGUCCAAAUGCUUAUAGAUGCUGGAGCAAAUUUAGAUAUACCAGUUCCCAGUACCUCUCCACGAUACCCUUCAGUCCAUCCCGACAGCCGGCACUGGACUGCUCUUACCUUUGCUGUGUUACAUGGGCACAUCUCUGUUGUUCAGCUGCUCUUGGAUGCCGGUGCCCACGUUGAGGGCUCUGCCGUUAACAGUGGAGAAGACAACUAUGCCGAGACUCCUCUUCAGCUGGCUUCAGCAGCAGGGAACUACGAGUUGGUCAGCUUAUUGCUAAGCAGGGGUGCUGAUCCACUCCUGAGUAUGCUGGAAGUCAACGGCAUGUCUUCAUCGCUUCACGAAGAUAUGAAUUGCUUCAGUCACUCAGCUGCACACGGGCACAGGAAUGUUCUGCGCAAGCUCCUCACCCAGCCCCAGCAACUGAAGGGAGAUGUGCUCUCACUGGAGGAGAUUUUAGCUGAGGGAGUGGAGAGUGACACCUCCAGCCAGGGCAGCUCCAGCGAGGGGCAAGUCAGGCUGUGUAAAACAAGAAUGAAGGCUCUGCAGGAGGCCAUGUAUUACAGUGCUGAGCACGGCUACGUAGACAUCACCAUGGAGCUCAGGGCGCUUGGAGUCCCAUGGAAACUCCAUGUGUGGAUCGAGUCACUACGGACAACCUUCUACCAGUCUCGUUACUCAGUCGUACAGACCCUCUUACGGGAAUUUGUCACCAUUAAAGAAGAGGACUAUAAUGAAGAACUGGUUAAUGAAGGGUUGCAGCUCAUGUUUGAUAUCCUCAAAACCAGCAAAAAUGAUUCUAUCAAUCAGCAGCUUGCAUCCAUCUUCACUCACUGCUACGGCAGCAGUCCGAUACCCAGCAUUCCUGAAAUCCGAAAGACACUGCCAGCUCGGCUAGAUCCUCACUUUCUAAACAAUAAAGAAAUGUCUGAUGUAACUUUCUUAGUAGAAGGAAAGCUAUUUUAUGCACACAAAGUCCUGCUGGUUACUGCAUCUAACAGGUUUAAGACGCUAAUGACCAAUAAAACAGAACACGACAGCCAUGGCAGCAAGACUGUUGAAAUCAGCGAUAUGAAAUACAAUAUUUUCAAGAUGCUGAUGCAGUAUUUAUACUAUGGAGGAACAGAAUCUAUGGAAAUUCCCACCGCUGACAUCUUAGAGCUGUUGUCGGCUGCCAGCCUGUUUCAACUGGAUGGUCUCCAGAGACACUGUGAAAUCCUCUGUGCCCAGACGAUCAGCAUGGAGAACUCUGUUAACGUCUAUAAAUAUGCAAAGAUUCACAACGCACCUGAACUAGCCUCUUUUUGUGAAGGCUUCUUCCUCAAACACAUGAGCUCUCUUCUAGAACAGGACUCGUUCAAACAGCUGAUCUACAGCAGGAACAGCAAAGUGCAAGGCCUGGACCCUCUGCGGGACUUGCAGACAGCGCUGGCCAGCCGCCUGCACUCUGUGUACGUCACCUCCAGGGUGUGAAGCGGGAAGAAGGCGGUGGCAGGAGCACCGGUUCAAAACUGCACGGGGAUGCGUCGUCAGGCAAAGCUGCGGCUUGCCUUUUUGCCUUCUGGAUCUUGCCGAAAGCCCCCUACACCAGACACCCCCCAGGCAAGGGUGCUGCGCCUCGUCCCACUGACGGAGGGGGAGCUGGCUUCUCUGUGCUACUGCUGUCACAGAAACACUGUCACAGCGCAAACAAGAACUGAGGCUGCAAGUGAAGAACCUGAACCGAAGAGAAGAUCCACGCUGCCAUUUUAAACAAGCACAAUGCAGGGCUGUAGAGAAGCGAGGCGAUUUACCUAGACCCAACACCUAAUAUGUAGGCUUAAGUGUCUGUCUACACACCAUAAUGGCCACCUAGUUCAUACGCAUAGAUGUUUUACUUGUAAAAAGGCUGCAUAGAAGGAGUUUUCUAAUCUAUGGACCACUGCCCGUUCAACAAGUCAUCUGUCUGAACACAAAGGCUGGUGUACACAAUCUACUUCACUGCAGUAAUAAAUGCCAGUAUCUACACAUGUCAAGAGACUCUGACAUAAAUUUUCCCCCAAACUGUUUGCACCUUGUGAGAGAGAGAGAUUUUGUAGAUGUUCAAAGCUCAGUAGAAACUAACUCUGAAAUUACUCACUCUUUAAACCUAAUAUGAAGAACCGAGCUGGGGCAGGG
This is a messenger RNA of Gymnogyps californianus (California condor), 3911 nucleotides long. It is a transcript of the gene ABTB2, whose product is annotated as ankyrin repeat and BTB domain containing 2. Gene Ontology annotation, molecular function: protein heterodimerization activity. The transcript has 20 exons. Bases 171 to 3227 code for a protein of 1018 amino acids. Lineage: Eukaryota; Metazoa; Chordata; Aves; Accipitriformes; Cathartidae. The record is from RefSeq and is a predicted model, not a curated record.